GGGAGGAGGAGGAGACUCCGCCGGCAGCGCCCCGGCCCGCGCGGGCUGCCCGUACUGCCGCCGCGCCGCCACCGGUCGCCGGGCGGAGACGCCGCCCCGACGGUGAUGGCCAUGCCCUAGGGGAGACCCGCCAUGAGCCAAAGCGGGGCCUCACGCCUGGCCGGCUCCCCGCCACUGCCGGGGGGCUCGCUGCUGGCCCUGCUGGCCCCUGAACCCUCCCCGUCCCCACCCAGUGGGACGCCCUCGCCUGGCCCCCCCCCGGCACUGCUAGAAGGGGACUGGGAAGGGCGGGAGGAGCUGCGGCUGCGGGAGCUGGAGGAGGCGAGGGCGCGGGCGGCACAGAUGGAGAAGACGAUGCGAUGGUGGUCGGACUGCACGGCCAACUGGCGGGAGAAAUGGAGCAAGGUGCGGGCUGAACGCAACCGGGCCCGCGAGGAGGUGCGGCAGCUGCGGCAUCGCCUGGAAGCCCUCACCAAGGAGUUGGCCGGCCUGCGCCGCGACCGCGACCGGCUGGAGGAGCGCCCGCCGCCCACCCGCCCGCCGGCGCGGCUUCAUGGCCGGCCCGGCACCAGCAGCCCACCCAACGUCGACGGGGCAGAGGGAGAGGCCAACCCCGAGCAUGAGCCUGUGCGGGAUGUGGGGGCCGAGGCGCCACAGAAAGCCAAGGAGCUGGAGCUGAUGGAAAACAUCUUGACGAGCAAGCAGGAUGAGAGCUGGGAGCAGCGGGGCCCCCGGCCCUCCUUCGCCCGCCAGGAACGGAGCCGCCUGCUCUGGGAGGACAUCAGUGUUGUGGAGGAGGAUGCCACCAAAGUCACCGCCCUGAAGCUGAGGCUGGAUGAGUGCCAAAAAGUACUGCUCAAGGAGCGGGAGGACAAGCUGGCGCUCAGCAAGAGCAUCGAGAAGCUGGAGGGCGAGCUCAGCCAGUGGAAGAUCAAGUAUGAGGAGCUCAACAAGAACAAGCAGGAGGUGAUGAAGCAGCUCAACAUCCUAAAAGAGAUCCACCAGGAUGAGCUGGGGCGCAUCUCCGAGGACCUGGAGGAUGAGCUGGGCGCUCGCUCCAGCAUGGACAAGAAGCUGGCAGAGCUGCGUGCGGAGAUGGAGCGGCUGCAGGCAGAGAACGCAGCCGAGUGGGGCCGGCGGGAGCGGCUGGAGACAGAGAAGCUCAACCUGGAGCGGGAGAACAAGAAGCUGCGGGCACAGAUCGAGGACCUGGAGGAGGUGCUGGCUCGCAAGCGGCGCCAGACGGCCAGCGCCCUGGACACCGACCUCAAAACCAUUCAGGCCGAGCUCUUCGAGAAGAACAAGGAGCUGGCCGACCUGAAGCACAUCCACACCAAGCUGAAGAAGCAGUACCAGGAGAAGAUGGCCGAGCUGGCCCAUGCCAACCGCCGUGUGGAGCAGCACGAGGGUGAGGUGAAGAAGCUGCGCCUGAGGGUGGAGGAGCUGAAGAAGGAGCUGGCCCAAGCCGAGGACGAGCUGGAUGAGGCCCACAACCAGACACGGAAGCUGCAGCGGUCACUGGAUGAGCAGACAGAGCAGAGUGAGAGCUUCCAGGUGCAGUUGGAGCAUCUGCAGUCCCGGCUGCGGCGGCAGCAGAGCACCCCGCUUUUCGGCAAGAUGCGCAGCGCCCGCUUCAGCCCCGAUGACGCCGGGGACGGCACCAGUGACCCCGACGAGGAUGAGGACCUGCAGAUCCAGGUGCCCUAGAGCCCAGGGCCAGGUGCCACCGCCACAGGGAUGUCCCAUGGCGGUCCUCUGCCCACAAGUGCCUGUUGCCAUGGGGCCUGGCCAUGCAGUGACCUUCCUAUAGGUGGGGAAACUGAGGCAUGGAGCGGCAGGGAGGAAUUUGCCCAGGGAUGCUCCAAGCCUGCUGCCUCUCAGACAGUAUCUGAUGCCCCUUGGCCACCGGCAUCUCCUGGGACACAGAUGUGGCCACCAAAGCCAGCAUCGCUGAGCAGCCCAGGAGGAAGAAGUACAGGGCAGAGAGGGGCAUCGAGCCCUGCAGGCGGCCACGCUCUCCUGCCCACUUUUUUAUAUAUAUAAUAUAUAUAUGUAUGUAUUUGUAUAUGAUUUUUUUUAUCAUAAAUACAGAGCCCAGAGGGGCCCAGGC
Harpia harpyja (harpy eagle) is the source of this 2110-nucleotide messenger RNA. It is a transcript of the gene CCDC102A, whose product is annotated as coiled-coil domain containing 102A. The transcript is spliced from 9 exons. The coding region runs from base 133 to 1707 and encodes 524 amino acids. Lineage: Eukaryota; Metazoa; Chordata; Aves; Accipitriformes; Accipitridae. The record is from RefSeq and is a predicted model, not a curated record. Gene Ontology annotation, cellular component: myosin complex.